This is a messenger RNA of Sarcophilus harrisii (Tasmanian devil), 2660 nucleotides long. It is a transcript of the gene GUSB, whose product is annotated as glucuronidase beta. The coding region runs from base 646 to 2412 and encodes 588 amino acids. Lineage: Eukaryota; Metazoa; Chordata; Mammalia; Dasyuromorphia; Dasyuridae. The record is from RefSeq and is a predicted model, not a curated record. Gene Ontology annotation, molecular function: carbohydrate binding; beta-glucuronidase activity. The transcript is spliced from 12 exons. Gene Ontology annotation, biological process: carbohydrate metabolic process; glucuronoside catabolic process.
CAGAAAAAGCACAGGUGCUGACCCAUGGGUUCUCGGAGCCCAUUAGUCCCUUUCCCAAAGUUGGGAAGCUGGGCGUGGAAGCAUUAAAAAAAACCCAGAAUGUCGGAGCUAGGGUGACCCUUAGAAGGCAUCUCGGCCCAUUUCACAGAGGAGGAAACUGAGACCCAGGGCCAUAGCAGAGUUGGAACUAGAUCUUCUGGAAUUUUACAGGGGAGAAAGUUGAAGCUCCCAGCAACUUGCUAAGUAUCUUCUCUAGAACCCAGUGGGGACUAUAUGAUCAGUCAUGUGCUCCUUUCUUCCCCAUAUUCUGGCACUUUCAGCACACUCACUGCCUCUUUUUCCACUUGUCCUAGAUGAUGAAGAGACGGAGGGGAUACAUGUGCAUUGGGAGGAAGGAAGAAGUCCCACUUCCCGAUUCAGUCCCAUUUACUGCUCAUUGUUUCCAGGCUUUGUGAGAUCCAGUAGAAAAAUCCCCUCUCUGACAGCCAGUCAGUCAAUAAACAUUUAUUAAAGGCCUACUAUGUGCCAGGCAGCCAUCGGUCAGAGAAGUACAGAAUAUUGGGUCUGGAAAGGACUUUUGCUCCCUUCUCAUUCCAAUUUCUCCUCAAAGAAGUGACCCAAAGUGAGUCAGGUCCCGUGCUGGACAUGCCGGUCCCGGCCAGCUUCAACGACAUGGGCCAGGACUACAAGCUCCGCAGCUUCAUUGGCUGGGUGUGGUACGAGCGGCAGGUGGUAGUGCCCCAGAGCUGGGCCCAGAACCCAGGCACCAGGGUGAUGCUGAGGAUUGGCAGUGCCCACUACUACGCCAUUGUGUGGGUGAACGGGGUCCACGUGGCGGAGCACGAGGGCGGCCACCUCCCCUUCGAAGCGGACGUCAGCCGGCUGGUCCAGUCCAAUCCCGGGGAGCUGAGCCGCAUCACGGUCGCCAUCAACAACACCCUCACCCCCCACACGCUGCCCCCGGGCAUCAUCGAGCACAAGACCGACAGCUCCCGGUACCCCAAGAACUACUUCGUUCAGAGCACCAACUUUGACUUCUUCAACUACGCCGGGCUGCAUCGCCCCGUCCUCCUGUACACCACCCCCUCCUUCUACAUCGAUGACAUCACCAUCACCACCGAGGUAGACGGGAGCACAGGGCUGGUGAACUACGAGGUCGCUGUCAGCAGCAGUGAGUACUUUGAGCUGGAGCUCCUUCUCUGGGACAAGGCUGGGACAGUGGUGGCCAAGGGGGCCGGGACCCAGGGGCAGCUCAAGGUGCCCAAUGCCCAGCUCUGGUGGCCCUACCUGAUGCACGAGCAGCCCGCCUACCUGUACUCACUCGAGGUAACCCUGACCGUACAGACAGGAGCCGGAAUCGUGUCUGACGUCUACACCCUUCCUGUGGGCAUCCGCACCGUGCAGGUCGUGAACAGCCGCUUCCUCAUCAAUGGAAAACCCUUCUAUUUCCACGGGGUCAACAAGCACGAAGACGCUGAUGUCCGCGGGAAGGGGUUCGAUUGGGCUCUGGUGAUGAAGGACUUCAAUCUGCUCCGGUGGCUGGGGGCAAACUCCUUCCGGACGAGCCACUACCCCUACGCCGAGGAGGUGAUGCAGCUGUGUGACCGCUACGGGAUCGUGGUCAUCGACGAGUGUCCGGGCGUGGGGAUCAUACUACCGGAGAGCUUUGGGAACAUCUCCCUGAAUCACCACCUGGAGGUGAUGGAAGAGCUGGUCCGGAGGGACAAGAAUCACCCAUCCGUGGUCAUGUGGUCUGUGGCCAACGAGCCCGUCUCCUCAUUGAAGUCUGCUGCCUAUUAUUUCAAGACCCUGAUUACGCACACCAAAGCCCUGGACCCCACCCGGCCUGUGACUUUUGUGUCCAACGCUAAGCCUGAAUUGGAUCUUGGGGCUCCCUACGUGGACGUAAUCUGUAUAAACAGCUACUAUUCCUGGUACCAUGACUUUGGGCACCUCGAGGUGAUUCGACUGCAGGCCAACACCAAUUUUGAGAUCUGGUAUAAACUGUACCAGAAGCCAAUUAUCCAGACCGAGUAUGGAGCAGACUCCAUCCCUGGCUUCCACCAGGACCCUCCCCUGAUGUUCAGUGAAGAGUAUCAUAAGUCGGUGCUGCAGCAGUAUCACUUGGCUCUGGACCAGAAGCGCAAAGACUACGUGAUUGGGGAGCUCAUCUGGAACUUUGCUGAUUUCAUGACAGACCAAUCGCCAUUAAGAGUAGUCGGGAAUAAGAAGGGAAUCUUCACCCGCCAGCGGCAACCCAAAGAGGCAGCAUUCCUUCUCAAAGAACGAUACUGGAGAAUCGCCAAUGAAACCAUGCAUCCUUGCUUAGCAGCGAUUCCACAGUAUUUGGAAAACCAGCCUUUGACUAAAGAACAGAACUGUCUCUCUGGACCAAAGGGAUUCCUGCCUUAACAGACAGGAAGACAUGUUCCCAGGAUUAUCAGAUCAUCAUUUGAUUAAAUUGUGUGUGUGUGUGUGUGUGUGUGUGUGUGUGUGUGUGUGAGAGAGAGAGAUGUGGGGCAGACCUACCUGAAAAAAUAUGGCUGCAUUUAUUGAAGCCAGUUUGACAGAUAAAUGUGCCUUGUUCUCACAUCCCUUAUGCAGAUUCUCAAAAUCAGGGUGUUUUAAUUACAUAGUAUUAAAGGUAUAUUGUUACAAAA